Messenger RNA from Cyclopterus lumpus (lumpfish), 1101 nucleotides. It is a transcript of the gene alx3, whose product is annotated as ALX homeobox 3. Lineage: Eukaryota; Metazoa; Chordata; Actinopteri; Perciformes; Cyclopteridae. The record is from RefSeq and is a predicted model, not a curated record. The transcript has 4 exons. Gene Ontology annotation, molecular function: DNA-binding transcription factor activity, RNA polymerase II-specific; RNA polymerase II transcription regulatory region sequence-specific DNA binding. The coding region runs from base 1 to 1101 and encodes 366 amino acids. Gene Ontology annotation, biological process: regulation of transcription by RNA polymerase II.
AUGGAGACAGAGAGUUGUUUGCCUUUCUCUUCGCAGACCAGCAGGAGGACGCCGGGUAACUCACCGAGACUGGAGCACAGCGGCUCCGGCUCCUUUCUCCCCUGCGAUGAGCAGCAGAAAGCCUCGCAUCUUCCGCCUCCUCUUCCCCAUCGCCUCAGCCUGCGCGGGGACCUGUACGCCUCCGCCAUGGGGAGGUUUGGGGAUGCUGCGGCGGACUUUACGCACGGCGCUGCCUCCGCCAACCCGCCCGCCUCCCCGUCCAAACACAGCAAGUUCUUGGAGAGUAUAAACCAGGAUCCAAAGGGGACAGCGGUUAACGGCAAGCCGGCGUUUUAUGAGAACAGCUCGGAAGUCAGAGAGAAAGGAGGUCCAAAGCCCAUGGGCUACCCUGGCAUUGGCACAGACUGUUGUGGCAAGCUGAAGGAGCCAGGUGCCGGUUUGCAGGGGGACUCUAUCGCCGACUCCAUCGACUUAUCGGGCAAGAACAAAAAACGGCGCAAUCGUACCACCUUCAGCACCUUUCAGCUGGAGGAGCUGGAGAAAGUGUUCCAGAAGACGCACUACCCUGACGUGUACGCCCGGGAGCAGCUGGCCCUGAGGACCGAGCUCACUGAGGCUCGGGUUCAGGUUUGGUUCCAGAAUCGUAGAGCCAAGUGGAGGAAACGGGAACGCUAUGGAAAGAUCCAGGAAGUCCGCAACCACUUUGCAGCUACAUAUGAUAUCUCUCUUCUCCCUCGGCAUGAUACAUACCAGAUGCAGGGCAACCUGUGGCCCGGGGCAGCUUCAGGAGGAGGCGGUGGUUCAGGUGCUGGCUGUGUCCUUGGAGCGGACUCCAUCCCCUCGUCCUGCAUGAGUCCAUACGCUCACCCCCACAGCAAUCUGCAGGGCUUCAUGGGAAUGCCUGCAUCCCCCAGCCAUCCCCAUCACCACCACCCGCCACACCAUCCAGGCAUCAACGGCCUCUAUUCACUCCACAGCUUUCCAGGAGCCCUCGGGCCCCCUUCCAUGGAGGGACCCGAGACUGACUACAAGCCGACGGGCCUUGUGGCGCUGCGUAUGAAAGCCAAAGAGCCAGGCAGCAUCCUCUCCUGGCCUACAUGA